UUGACAUUAAAAACAUUACGUCAUAUCAUACCAAGCAUAUCUGGAGAUUGGAGAUAUUUUCCUUCCAAUUAUAGUAUUUUCACUGAUGAUGCUAUUAAUCAGGGUAGAAUAGAUGAAGCUUCUACCUAUAUCUCACAAUUCACUAAUUCAAAGCCAAUAGAUCCUAAUAUAGAGUUUCGCAUUAUGGCAUCAGAAAGACAAAGCCGAUAUCUCACUCAGGUGAUUGGCUAUUUUCUUAAUGAGUUCUCUGAAGAAAAAACAAUUCCAAAGAUAUCAAUCUGUAACUCAGAGAACACAGUCUUCGACGAAUUGAACAGUUUCGAAGGCCGUUUCACUAUUUAUAAUAUCGAACGAGCCAACAAUUCGGAUUUCAAAGAUUCGCAAUCACUCACAUUGAGUAAAGAAUCUUCAGAUUACUGGAGAUGCAUCAACAUAUCAACAGAUGCCAAGUACAUGUUAGCGUUUGAAGAUGAUGCUCUUGUUAUACCCGAAUUCCCAAAGUACUUGAAAUCGCUCAAGAAACAGUUUGAUGAGAGACCUCAUCUAGAAUAUGUUAAGCUGUAUCAUCCAGCAUCGCUUAGGAAAUUACCUGCUCUUCCAAUUGAACUUGCCUUAUCACUCAGUCUUUCCUUCUUGUUCUACUGGUUUGUCUUGAAUAGAAAGUAUUUCAUUUACUUUGUCAUAGUUGCCACUUUAAUUUAUGCAGAUAUACACUCAUAUGGUUAUCAGUUUGUAGCGGAUGUCCGUUACUACUUGACGAAUUCAGUCUACAUGAGUAUGCCUGAAUCCUGUUGCAUGCCGGGUGUCUUUUACCGCUCAUCUAUCUUAUCAAAGCUAUCAUCAGAUUCUAUGAAAAUAAGAUCCUUCCCUGAGAAGGCUAAAGAUCAUAUAUUGGAUGAAUCAUCCUUCUAUGGGUUACAAACAGAUUCUAACCUCAUUGUUCAUGUAGGUGCUCAUAGUUCCAUUAGACAUUCCGUUGUUCGAUUAUCUCCAAGUGUUUCGAAAACGAAGACACUUUCGUGGUCUCAAUAUCUUUGGUAA
Molecule: messenger RNA, 1041 nt
Organism: Auanema sp. JU1783
Lineage: Eukaryota; Metazoa; Nematoda; Chromadorea; Rhabditida; Rhabditidae
Source: the annotation of a GenBank genome assembly